AACCAACCCCAGGAACCCGGAAGCAGCUGACCGUGAAAACAUGCUGUCAUAGUCCCUGCGCCCUAGGUGAGCAUCGGUCGUGCAAGCACGUGUUAUUUGUGUCACGAUGGAGCAGAACAACGACUACUUGGAUGCGGCGUUCAAGGAGAUUUACGACGAGAUCGAUCGACUUAGCUACGUUCCGGUUGAGGGUGCAAAUCUGGAACCGUUGGACUGUAAGAUCGUUAGGAAGUGUGAUGAUCAUCAGCGGGGUGACUUUCUGCGGGACGAAGACGUCGAGGAGUUGAUACAGUACUCGAAAAAGUUCGUCGAGCAGACGAGAAACGAACUGCUUCCGGCGGUUGGGUUUAGGGAUGUUCAAGAGCACGCGGUGCAGUGUGUGCGGAGUGAGAAGAAGUGCAACAAGAAGCUGAACACUCCGCCAAAGUGGGCGACGAGUGGUGGACAGAAAGAAGCGGCCGCCACGAAUCGCGCCACUGCUAUUAGGAUAGUGAAGAAGAUUCCGCCGACGGGUGGCAGGAAGAAACUAUUGGAUGAAUCUCCCGGGACGCUGAACAACCAGAGGCCGCCAAGUCAGGCGAAAACGGUUCGGAAUGUCGGCGUCAACGUUAACUUCAUCAAGCAGAAGACGGCCAAGCAGCAGAACAGCGUGGUAUCGACGGCAACGACCAACGUUACGAAGACGCCGCCGGUGAUCAAGAAACCGGUGACGCCACAGUCGUCCGGAAGAAUCUACCGAUUCUACAGCAGUAAAUUGAACCCGGAGCAAGUUUGGGAGCAGCAGCAUCCCGAACUUGGAUACGAAAGUUCCGAACGAAGCAUCUUUCCGAGAAGACUCAAGAAGAGUGAUUUGCUGGCGAAGCAGGCGGAACUGCCUGCUACGGCUGAGAAGAAGGAGCUCAAAGUGGUUCAUCUGACGCAAGAAUUGGUUUCUGAAGAAGUUCCGGAUGUUGAACCGAUUGCUCAGACUCAACCAGAUGAACAGAAGGCUGCAAGUGUAACACCAGAACCGGUAGUGGUAGAAGAACCUGAACUUCCAAAAACGCCAGCCAUCACGAAGCACGUGAUUCCGACGAUCUGCAUUAAAGGAGACUGGAAGGCGAACCUCAAGGUACAAGAAGCCUGCAGGAUCAACAUUCUGGACAAGAAACAGGAAGGUGAUCCAUGUCCACGCAACUUGAAAUACCUGGAAAUCAGGUAUGGAUUGUCGGAAGAUCCAAUCGCUUCCACUGUUGACCAGAAGGAUAACCUAGAAGUUCAUACUAGUCCAAAAGAACCAAAGAAACCUGCAGAACAACCCCAGCUAACUCUGUCGUUUAGAGUACCGAAAUCUGCUCCCAAAUCAACUAAGAAAGGAACUUCAACAAACAAAGCAUCUUCCACAAACCGAUACUUGCAACCAUUUUUGGAUCUGAAAAAGUGCAAGGUAACUGCACAGCCGAACCUGUUCCUGCAACCAACCGAUAGCGAUCCAAGCAGUUCCGACAGUGACCAAAAGUUCGUCCUGGAGUCCGACUCAAGCGACAGCUCCCCAGAGGACGAUCUAAACCUGUUGCCCUUCAAGUGUGAUCCCAGUCCGAAAAAGGUUCCAAACAUUGAAGCAUCUUUCAACGAACUCUCCAGCGUUCCACGGUUGGUAAGUCCAGCCAAAUCCGUCCAGCUGCAAGUUCCAUCGCCCCCAUGCCGAUUUAAUUCACCACCCAAAACUCCUUCACCGGCUUCCUCCAUCCGAGACGUUGAUCCCGUAACUUCCCAGAUGGAAGCCCCCGCCUCGUCCAAGUUCCUAGAGAAUCUCCGCAUCUGGAGGUCCGCCAUCGCGGUGCAGUCCGACAACAUGAAGCUCGGCCAUCAGCUGACGGAAAAUCUGGACGUGCUGAAGCAGAACAUGGAGGUGAUCGCCGGAGAGACGCAGAACAUCACCCGCAUCACCCGUAACUGCGAGCAGAACCUCAAGCAGAUCGAAGGACUGAAAGAGCGCUACCGACAGAACUUGAGCUCUCCCGCGGCAUCCAAUCGGCAUCUCGGAGAAGGCUGUACCUGCUUCGGCUGCCAGCCGGCAAGCAGUCCCGCGGCGGAGCCCGCGUUCGACACGAAAAACUUCCAACGGGUUGUGCUGCAGCAGAGUCCGCGGUAUGCUAAAACGAUCCGGAAGAUCUGCGAGGACGGCCGGAGCCGAUCGUUCAAGACGAGUGGAGCCGGUUCGGCGGUUGACGCGAAACGAGCUGCGCGGAGAUUCUUGCAGUCGUACAGCCGCUCGGUGAGCAGGAUCAGCAGCGGAGAGAUAACGGUGCCGGAGCUGGAACUGUCGAGGUCGCACUCGCCUGGUUCGGUGGGUUCCUGGUACGGCGUAGCGCGUAGAUCGAGUAGCAGCGAUGAGGAGUCGGUAACGAGCAGUGGAAGCAGUUUGGGAUGUGUAAAAAGGGGCGACCUUGUCGGUUCAUCAUCUUCGGAGAUACAACUGAAUUACCGAGCUCGUGGAAGCAGUGAUACUUCGUCUUCGGAAGCUAGUGCGUUCGUUAAAGGCGGAGCAUCGAUGUCCGACGAAGGCGAAGUGUUGAGUCAGGGUGAAAUAAGAUGAAAUAAAGUUACGUGUUUUGUAAAAAUUUCA
Culex quinquefasciatus (southern house mosquito) is the source of this 2608-nucleotide messenger RNA. RefSeq lists its product as uncharacterized. Bases 107 to 2578 code for a protein of 823 amino acids. Lineage: Eukaryota; Metazoa; Arthropoda; Insecta; Diptera; Culicidae. The transcript is spliced from 2 exons. The record is from RefSeq and is a predicted model, not a curated record.